CUUCACUUCCGCUUCCUGGCCCGUUGGCCCCGCCCCGCCCCCCGCUGGGUCCUAGCGCCGGCCCUUCACGGGCGGACUCCGGGCUUCUGUCGGUGUGAGGAGCUAAUCCCGACGCCGCGGAGUCGGCCCCACUCGAGUCAGCUCCCUAGAUGAUUAUUCUGGUACAAGAGACCUGCAGACUUCACUUGGAAAAAUGUCAUCCUAGGAAGAGUCCUCAGCAAAAUGAGAAAACUGAGGUCCUAAGACAUGCAAUAAAUUGCACAAGGUUACAACUGGAAAGUGAUGGAGGCAAGAUUUGAACCUGGGUGUUCUGGCUUCAAAGGCUGUGCGCUUAACCACAGUCCUGUACUGUUGGUCUGGACCUCAGUUCUAUCUAUGAAAAGAACUUUUCUCAUGAUGCUGACAUGAAGGAGAAGCCCCACCCACUACGCCCAUGGAGGUGGAGGCCACGUCCCCAGCCCCUGGGUACCAGCGCUGUGGCCGCCGCUAUAAGUGCCUGGCCUGCACCAAGACCUUUCCCAACGCGCCCAGGGCCGCGCGCCACGCUGCCACGCAUGUGCCUGUGCACCGCGCAGAGGAGGUGGCAGAGGUGCAGCCAAAGCAGGACACUGACGCCAAGGGGGAAGAGGCCAGUGGCGACAAAGGCUCGGGCUCAGGGGCGAAGCCCCGGCCCUACGCGUGCCCGCUGUGCCCCAAGGCCUACAAGACGGCGCCUGAGCUCCGCAGCCACGGGCGCAGCCACACGGGCGAGAAGCCCUUCCCGUGUCCCGAGUGUGGUCGCCGCUUCAUGCAGCCCGUGUGCCUGCGCGUGCACCUGGCGUCGCACGCGGGCGAGCUGCCUUUCCGGUGCGCGCACUGCCCCAAGGCCUACGGCGCGCUCUCCAAGCUCAAGAUCCACCAGCGAGGCCACACCGGGGAGCGGCCCUACGCCUGCACUGACUGCGGCAAGAGCUUCGCAGAUCCCUCGGUGUUUCGCAAGCACCGGCGCACGCACGCGGGGCUGCGGCCCUACGGCUGCGAGCGCUGCGGCAAGGCGUAUGCGGAGCUCAAGGACCUGCGGAACCACGAGCGGUCCCACACUGGGGAGCGCCCCUUCCUCUGCUCCGAGUGCGGGAAGAGCUUCUCCCGCUCCUCGUCCCUCACCUGCCACCAGCGCAUCCACGCCGCGCAGAAGCCCUACCGCUGCCCCGCCUGCGGCAAGGGCUUCACGCAGCUCAGCUCCUACCAGAGCCACGAGCGCACGCACUCCGGGGAGAAGCCCUUCCUGUGCCCGCGCUGCGGCCGCAUGUUCUCCGACCCGUCCAGCUUCCGGCGCCACCAACGCGCACACGAGGGCGUGAAGCCGUACCGCUGCGACAAGUGCGGCAAAGACUUCCGGCAGCCGGCCGACCUGGCCAUGCACCGACGCGUGCACACGGGCGAUCGGCCCUUCAAGUGCCUGCAGUGCGACAAGACCUUCGUGGCGUCCUGGGACCUCAAGCGGCAUGCUCUGGUGCACUCGGGCCAGCGGCCUUUCCGCUGCGAGGAGUGCGGGCGUGCCUUCGCCGAGCGGGCCAGCCUGACCAAGCACAGCCGCGUGCACUCGGGCGAGCGCCCCUUCCACUGUGGCGCCUGCGGAAAGUCCUUCGUGGUGUCCUCCAGCCUCCGGAAGCACGAGCGGACCCACCGCAGCAGUGAGGCCGCCCCGCCAGAGCUGGUGGUCGGGUUGGCACUGCCGGUUGGUGUGACAGGCGAGAGCCCCGCCACCCCCGGCGCAGCCACGGGCCUCGGGGACCCUCCGGCGGGGCUGCUAGGGCUGCCCCCUGAGUCCAGCACUGUAAUGGCCACGCAGUGGCAAGUGGUGGGCAUGACGGUGGAGCACGUGGAGUGCCAGGGUCCAGGCGUUGGGGAGGCUCCGGGCCCCGUAGGAUUGGCAGGGGUUGAGGAGGCCGAUAAGAAGCCCCCACAGUUUACUUGUCGCGAGUGCAAAGAGACCUUCCCCACGCUGACCUUACUGCGGCGGCAUGAGCGGUCACACCCUGAGCUGCGGCCCUUCCCCUGUUCCCAGUGUGGCAAGAGUUUCUCAGAUAGGGCGGGGCUGCGCAAGCACAGCCGCACUCACAGCUCGGUGCGCCCCCACGCCUGCUCCCACUGCCCCAAGGCUUUCUUAAGUGCCAGUGACCUGCGCAAGCAUGAACGCACUCACCCUGUGUCGGUGGGGACCCCCAUACCGCUGGAGCCGCUCGUGGCUUUGCUAGGAAUGCCUGAAGAGGGGCCGUCCUGAGGCCCGGUCCCCUUCACCACAGUCCCUGUUGGAGGGCCCUGCCCCCACAGGGACCGCUUGAACUGCUUUGUGCUCCUCCAGCUCUUUAGACUCCAGGUUCCUGGCCCUUGGGCAACUAGUUCACCUGCCACAAAAUGGAGAGCUGGGGACAGUAGAGGCAGGCAGCGGCUGAGAGGGUUCUUUGUGGACACUUACUGAAGCAUCCGCUUUGACCUUGGGCUACCUUCUGUGUCUGGCUGAGGGUGAGUAGAUGGACCCGGACAAGAGAAGAGGUUCUGUGGAGACCCCCAGACUGACGGGUCGUUAGAUGUAUUGUUUCCCAAGGUGUUUUGGGAUCUCUUGUGACAAAGGACUUCAAGGCCAAGUAAGUAGAAAGUUCCCCAUCCUCUUCUUGGAAAAUUUUAGUAAAGGCAUCAAACCAGGUAUGAUGCACACACCUGUAAUCCCAGCUACCUGGGAGGUUGAGGCAGGAAGACCACAAGUUUGAGGCCAGACUGGGCAAUUUAGCAAGAUCCUGUCUCACAAUUUUUUUUAAAAGGGCUAAGGAUGUAACUUGGUGCCCUCUGGGUUUGAUCCUCAGUUCCAGAAAAAGCUGGAUGUGGUGGUGCAUGCCAAUAGUCCCGGCACUCGAGGCUGAGGCAGGAGGAUUGCUGUGAGUUCAAUCCUGGGCUGCAUAGUGAGCUCAAGGCCACCUGAAUUACAUAAUGAGACCCUGUCAUCAAAAAAAAGUCCUGCAAUGAACAAAUCUGUGUAGCUUUGUUUAGCCCAUACUUGUAUGACCAUAGAAACCUCUUACUGAGUAGUUUUUUGCUUUGUUUUUGUUUUGAGAGAGGGUCUUGCUACAGUUCAGGCUGGCCUCAAACUCACAGCGAUUCUCCUGCCUCAGCCCUGAGUAGUUUAUAGAUAACCUGAGGCCAAAAUUUCCUCCUGUCCAUUAUAGUAAUAAAUUAGAAAAUAUGCUUGGAUGAAAGGGUUCCUAUAACAACAACAGAAAGAUGUAAACUAAAAAAUACAACUCACAAGAAAUGUGCAAAAUCUCUAUAAAGAAAAUGAUGGAUCUGGCCUAAAGUAUAAAACCUAAGUACUUGAGGGCUGGGGAUUUGUCUCAGUGGCACCGUCCCUGCCUCCCAAGUGCAAGGUCCUGAGUUUGAUCCCUGGUACUGCAAAAAAAACCCUAAGUACUUGGGAACAUGGAAAGUUGUUUCUAAAAGAUGUUGAUAUUCCUACCCCAGUUUAGUCUUUGAAUUUGUUAGCAUUCUAAAAUCUUUUUUUAAACAAAAAUCAAAAGCAGUACCUUUUUGUGUGUGUGUUGGGGAAUGAACCCAGAGCCUUGUGCAUGCUAAGGGACAAGCCCUACUGCUAAUCUAAACUCCCUACCCGACAAUACAAUUUCCAAAAACAGUAGAGGCAGUGUAUUUGACAUACUGGAUAAUCAAACAUCAAAGCACUGAAAUAAAAAUAGUAUAUCAUUAGCAUAAAAUAAAUUAAUCAAAGGAGGGGGGAUUCAGAAACAGCCUGAAUGUUUCUAUGAAUUUAUAAUAAAUGAUUGUUCAAAUAAAUGGGAAAAGGACAAUAUUAAGUACCUUUCCUUGAAAGUUAGUGUGAGGCUCCGAGUUCAGUCCCUAGCACCAUUUAAAAAAAAAAAUUUCAAAAAGUAUGUCAAAUGGAAAAAACAAGGUGCAGCUAAGAUUUGGGAGGGGAAAAAGAACAAGGUAUAAAGUUAUGUAGUUAGUAUGCUCCUCUCUGGGCCAAAUUACAUGUAAGUGCUCCAAUUCUCAGAGUAUUUCUAGGAUACUCAAGAACUGAUUCUAGGUUAUAAAUUCUAGCCACUAGGGCCUUCUCCAUUACCAAGACAGCCGAAGGUCAGCAUGAAGGCGAACAUACUUCCUGUGCUCCUAUCUCAAUAUUUGGGUUCCACCGUGUCGCAGUGUUGGGGAGUAACAUCUCCAGGCGUGGGUGCCAGGCAGGACAUUGUAGCAGUUGACUGUGGCUCAGAACAGGUACACAGGUGGCAAGGACAAGGAGCAGAAUAGCCAGUGCCCCUCUGAUGGCCAGGGCCCCCCGUUUCAGGCCCAGACCCUCAGACACCAGGUUUCAAAGGGCCUUCAAGUGUGGGGCAGAGCUCAAGGAUAGAGUGCUGGCCUAGCAUGCUCAGGGCCUUAGGUUGAUCCUCAGCACUGCAAAACAAAUAAUAACAUUUGUAAAUUGAUAAAGAGGUGCUGUAUAUAUGCUGGUCCACAGGUAGCCUUGGGUGCCCAUCAGCAGUGAGGGAUGAAAUGAGUUCCAUGAAUGUUCUUGAUCACUAGCCCUUUCUCAGCCAGAAAUCCCUCCCUGGGCCUCUGCCCUUCUGACACUCCAGGUGUUUGAUCCCUUGGCCUGAGUCCCCUGAGGGCACACACAUGUGACUUAAAAUGUCGUUCACAUACCAUAAAAUUAACCUGCUUGAAGUGUACAACUCUUGUCUUCAGUUUAUUCACAGGGUUUUGCAGCCAUCACAGUAUAAUUCUAGAGUAUUUUUAUACCCCUAAAAAAGAACAUCUGCAGACCAGUUGUCACACUCCUCCCUCACUACCAGAAGCCCUCAUCCCUAAUGAAUCCCUGAUCCAGUUUGUCUAUGGAUUUGUCUAUUCCAGACAUUUCAAGUAAAUGGAAUCAUACAAUA
This is a messenger RNA of Heterocephalus glaber (naked mole-rat), 4925 nucleotides long. It is a transcript of the gene Znf668, whose product is annotated as zinc finger protein 668. The record is from RefSeq and is a predicted model, not a curated record. Gene Ontology annotation, molecular function: DNA-binding transcription factor activity, RNA polymerase II-specific; sequence-specific DNA binding. Gene Ontology annotation, biological process: regulation of transcription by RNA polymerase II. NCBI's taxonomy places the organism in Eukaryota, Metazoa, Chordata, Mammalia, Rodentia, Bathyergidae. Gene Ontology annotation, cellular component: nucleus.